GGGCGCAGUUGGGGAUUCGAAGUCGUACCCCAAGUCCCGCGGUAAUUCUUCCCCUCUUCUUGUUUUGUUUUCAUUUCCUUUCGGUUUGACCGGCCGUAUUCCAGCCGAUAGCCAAAUCGCUGCACGCUAACUGACAUGAGGCACUAAUCCCUCCUCGCGGCUGCGCCGGGCUUACGGUGGAAGGGCGACUUUCACAAUAACUUAUGCUGCGCCGCACAAGUGGCUGACGGAAUUUUUGCCCAAGCGGGAAUCUCAGGGGCCACUCAUUAGCGCUGGCCAGGAUCGGCAAGAGAGAGAGAGAAUCGGAGACCAAGCACGUCAGGUCGUCCUGAGGGUCUGGAUGUGAAUGUUGCACAGCCUGAUCUGAUCAGUAGUACACAGCGCACUUCCGUUGAUCGACCCAUGUUCUUCCAGCCAAAAAGUCCCAGUGAAAUCUUCAACCGCAUCAGCUUCGACACACACCCAUGGACGACGACACUGAUUCCCGGAGCCUGCUGCAAUCCGUGCUUGGAUUAUUCGCUCGAAAACGACCGCAAAGGUCGACAAAGCCGGCGUCACUAAGAUCACGGAAACGCGAGGCCUGGCUACGCACGGAUGCAUUUCUGCAGCGCGAUGAUAUUGGCGAAGCUGACCCAGAGAGUGUUGCAAGGACUUUGCGUGCAUUUGAACAUCUUGUUCAGGACGACUCUGAUCGAGAGACAGAUUUUAGUUUCCAACAACCCGGAGAUGAGCGGUAUCCGAAGCUUCGCCGUAUGACCGAGAAUCCGAACCGCCAUCUGCAUGCCGACCAGGACACUGUCAUUCGCGUCAGUAAACGGAGACGAGAAUGCGACGAUGCCAUUCAGGAACUCUUCCAUUUGGACGAGGAGAGAAAGAAGCGCCGAGUUCUGCCUCGUGAAGAGCCAACUCAUGAGUCCGAUCUCCUAGACCCCGAUGCCGACUUCGCCGUGCUGAUGAGAAGACAUUUGGUGUCCUUGGACAAUGCGUUGCGAAGACACUGGGUUUGCGUUUGCCAGAAGUGCUCAGGGUUAAGCGUUAGAUUGUCGCUGCCACGACACAAACAGGGUCUCGAGGCUGAGGCGAGUUUCGAAGUAUUCUUCGGCGUGCGGUCCGUACCUGCAACUGCAUUGCAAGAAGCUAAAAUCACGGUCAAAGACCUUCACAGCGGCACAUUGAGGCGCUCAUCUGAGCCUAUAAUUAGCAGCCCACCCGGAUUUGCCCACAUAUGCCAAAGCGUCACAGAGUCCCUCGACCAGCGAAAUUGCUUGCACUUCGCUCUCCAGGAUGGGAUAUUUCAGAGGCUUCGCCCGCAACCUAAGACAUUUGGUAGCGACCGAAUGUCUCAGACAGUAUCCUUGUCGGCAUUUUUCCAUCGCCAACAAGAAUUACUCCGUGGUGAAUCGGUACUACCACUCAAGGGGAAGCGAGUCUUGGCUGUUACACUGGCUUCAGCACUACUUCCCUUCCUGGAGACACCGUGGCUGCAGUUUUCCUUCAAUCAUUCAAAGAUCCAGUUUUUUGAGCCACGGCAGGAUGGAGAACUCCCCAACAUCACGAAACCUUUCCUAACUCUGGAGCACGUUCCAAUCAUAUCAGCUCGCCAUUCAGACAACGGGGACAGCUCCGGCGCCUCGAAACACAUGGUUCAUCCCAACGCCAGUGUGCUAGCACUAGGCAUUCUCUUGUGCGAGCUUCACUAUUGCACACCUGUGGAGCUAAUGGCAAAGGACCCGCAGAUCAUCAGGAACGUCAAUGAUGAUUUUUAUACCUGUCUCGAUAAGCUUCAGAACCUGGAAGACGACGCUGGUGUGGAUUACUAUCUCGCUACGAAAGCAUGCCUUACUGGGGAGUACUAUCCCCUUGGACAGCACGCUGACUUCGAAGAUGUCAACGUUCAGCGGCUCUUCUACCAAAAUGUCAUCAAACGACUUGAGGCCGUGAUAUUCAAGGCAUGGGGUAUUCGAUUAGAGAAUCUAGGUUCAUUCGAUUCUCGACAGAAUGAAUCUUGCUGGGGCUCUAUCGGUCGAGAGGUUCUCCGCCACCAUACAGGCAAGGUCGAUUCCUGUCAUGCAAGCAAUACACAACGGGUAAGUCCACAUCGUUCAAUGUCCGACACCCCGCCCAUGGGCCACGCAUCCCUCCACUCAGAUAUCACGCUACGAAUAUCGGCAGAACCUUCUUUGGGAUCGCAAGCCCACGGACACCUCGCCGAGUCUUCAAAGAGCUUGUACUUUUUUGAUGCAAGCCACCAGACGGGUCCUGAACAGGAGAACCCACUCUCGGAAAGGUGGAUGGAGAAUCUGCUGUCCUCGAUCUAUCCAUAUGUUGACCUUGAUUUCAACCUUGCCGAACCGGUGCGAAUAGCGAUUCUGGACUCCGGACUCGACCCUGAAAACCCAUUCCUGGUCGAGGAUCAACAACGGGCCAACCCACGAAUCAAGGACGCACGAAGUUUUGUACAUGGAACAGAAUGGCACGAAAUUCGAGACGAGAUCGGGCACGGCACUCAUGCUCUUGGCCUCCUUCUUAAAGUUGCCCCAGGUGCUGAGAUCUAUGUCGCCAGAAUUGCGCGACGAGAGACUCUGGAUCCCAAUACCUAUAAUGACAUUGCAAAGGCCAUCGAUCACGCAGUUACACAAUGGAAAGUGGACAUUAUAUCAAUGUCAUUCGGGAUUCGUGAAUAUCACGAGCUCAUGAGCACAGCGAUAUCUAAUGCACUGAACAAGCGGACUUUGUUGUUCGCAGCAGCAUCAAAUGAUGGAGCAAAUCUUGGUAGAGCUUUUCCAGCUCAAUAUCCCAGCGUCUUUUGUAUACACUCAACCGACGGAAACGGCAAUCCCUCCAGUUUCAACCCUACAGCAAGCGAAACGGACAUCAACUUCAGUCUACUUGGGGAGCAGGUCUCUUCUCACUGGCCGGCUGGCAUGAACGGACACGAUCAGACUGUCAAUGUUAUGUCAGGAACAUCGGUCGCAACACCAAUCGCCGCUAGCCUAGCCGCGUCGGUCCUAUCUUUCGUCCGGCAGCAAGAUCAGCACAUUGCUGUAGAAAGCGAAAGGCUGGGACCGUGGCUGAAAAGGGACAAUUCCAUGGAUGCGGUCUUCAAGAGUAUGGUCAGACAGAAACGGGGAGGGGGCUACGACUACAUCACACCUCAUGUGCUCUUCGAUAGCGGUUCGACAAGGGAGGAUGUUUACAAGAGAAUCAAGGACAUUAAAAGGAACAUGUACAAAUACUAGUAGCAACCUAGGAAUGGUUCAGUCAACCUCCAAU
Messenger RNA from Aspergillus pseudotamarii, 3273 nucleotides. RefSeq lists its product as uncharacterized. The coding region runs from base 465 to 3239 and encodes 924 amino acids. The record is from RefSeq and is a predicted model, not a curated record. Gene Ontology annotation, biological process: proteolysis. Gene Ontology annotation, molecular function: serine-type endopeptidase activity. Lineage: Eukaryota; Fungi; Ascomycota; Eurotiomycetes; Eurotiales; Aspergillaceae. The transcript has 5 exons.